AUGGCUGAUCAGGAAGUUGAUCUGGAUUCGAUCAUCGAUAGAUUGUUGGAGGUGAGGGGUAGCCGUCCUGGCAAGCAGGUCCAGCUGUUGGAAUCGGAGAUUCGCUAUCUCUGCACCAAGGCCCGGGAAAUCUUCAUCUCUCAGCCUAUCCUGCUGGAGCUGGAAGCACCAAUCAAGAUUUGCGGUGAUAUUCACGGUCAAUACUACGAUCUUCUGCGUCUCUUCGAAUACGGUGGAUUCCCACCGGAGGCCAACUAUCUGUUCCUCGGAGACUACGUAGAUCGUGGCAAGCAGUCGCUCGAGACAAUCUGCCUGCUCCUGGCGUACAAAAUCAAGUACCCCGAAAACUUCUUCGUUCUUCGCGGGAACCACGAAUGCGCGUCCAUUAACCGUAUUUACGGCUUCUACGACGAAUGCAAGCGCAGGUAUAACAUCAAGCUAUGGAAGACUUUCACCGAUUGCUUUAACUGCCUACCCAUUGCGGCCAUCAUUGACGAGAAGAUCUUCACCAUGCACGGUGGUCUGAGUCCCGAUCUCAACUCGAUGGAGCAGAUUCGUCGUGUGAUGCGUCCUACCGAUAUUCCUGACUGCGGUCUCCUGUGCGAUCUCCUGUGGUCCGAUCCCGACAAGGAUAUCACCGGCUGGAGUGAAAACGACCGAGGUGUAUCAUUCACGUUCGGUCCCGACGUCGUCUCCCGUUUUCUGCAGAAGCAUGAUAUGGAUUUGAUCUGCCGUGCACAUCAAGUGGUUGAGGACGGCUACGAGUUCUUCUCCAAGCGCCAACUCGUUACCCUGUUCAGCGCACCCAAUUAUUGCGGAGAGUUUGACAACGCUGGUGCCAUGAUGAGUGUCGAUGAAAGUCUACUCUGUUCCUUCCAGAUCUUGAAACCAGCAGAAAAGAAACAAAAGUACGUUUACGGGGGCAUGAGCUCAAACAGGCCCGUCACUCCUCCGCGAAAGCAAAAGAAGAAGUAA
Messenger RNA from Aspergillus alliaceus, 975 nucleotides. RefSeq names its product type 1 serine/threonine-protein phosphatase catalytic subunit GLC7 (gene glcA). Lineage: Eukaryota; Fungi; Ascomycota; Eurotiomycetes; Eurotiales; Aspergillaceae. Bases 1 to 975 code for a protein of 324 amino acids. Gene Ontology annotation, molecular function: protein serine/threonine phosphatase activity. The transcript is spliced from 4 exons. Gene Ontology annotation, cellular component: nucleus; cytoplasm. The record is from RefSeq and is a predicted model, not a curated record.